Messenger RNA from Anolis carolinensis (green anole), 7028 nucleotides. RefSeq names its product tetratricopeptide repeat, ankyrin repeat and coiled-coil containing 1 (gene tanc1). Gene Ontology annotation, molecular function: protein binding. Gene Ontology annotation, biological process: regulation of postsynapse organization. NCBI's taxonomy places the organism in Eukaryota, Metazoa, Chordata, Lepidosauria, Squamata, Anolidae. The transcript has 26 exons. Bases 129 to 5735 code for a protein of 1868 amino acids. The record is from RefSeq and is a predicted model, not a curated record. Gene Ontology annotation, cellular component: glutamatergic synapse.
ACCUCGCAACCUCAGAGGAUGCCUGCCAUAGAUGCAGGCGAAACGUCAGGAAAGAAUGCUUCUAGAAUAUGGCCAUACAGUCUGGAAAACUCACAGCAACCCAGUGAUUCCGGCCAUGAAAGCCUUCGAUGAUCUUAGAAGACUUUUCUUCGUUUUUGAAGAAGAGCAGUGUUGAAAUGUUAAAAGCCGUUUUGAAGAAAAGCAGGGAUGGUGGAAAGGCAAGCAAGAAGGAAUCUGGUGAUUCAUGUUCAGAAAGUGCUCUACAGAUAAUUACCGUGUCGGGCCACAGUCCAGACUUUCCUGGUGGUGUACAACCUGUUCCUGAAGAUGUCUACAGAAUGAAUUUGGCCAAAGGAGUUUCCAUGUCUUUGCCAUCAUCACCUUUACUGCCUCGCCAUGCCUAUUUGAUGCAGUCAAGAGCAAGCAAAAAAUCUCCAGGUCCCAUCAGGAAGCCCAAGUAUGUGGAAAGUCCUCGGAUACCAGGAGAUGCAGUUGGUGCUGCAAUGAGGAAAGCGUUGGAACCGUCCGAACUCAACCAGAAUGAAGCAAAAUCAGAGAAAGAAUCAGGUUGUUCGCCAGCUGCUCAGGAACUGAUGACAAGACUGGGAUUUUUACUAGGAGAAGGAAUUCCCACCUCUGCCCAUAUUGCUGCAGAAGAAAAGCAUGAAAUGAUGUGCACAGUUGCUAGUCAAGGAGUCAGUCCCUGCUCUACUCUAACAAGCAGCACAACGUCGCCUAGCACUGACAGCCCCUGCUCAACUCUGAAUAGCUGCGCCGGCAAAACAGCAGCCAACAAAAGUAGUCCCUGUGGGACCAUUAGCAGCCCAAGCUCCACAUUGGAAAGCAAGGACAGUGGAAUUAUAGCAACAGUAACAAGUUCAUCUGAGAACGAUGACCGUAGUGGAUCCAGUUUGGAAUGGAGUAAAGAUGGAAGUCUCAGAACUGCAACGCAUCAGGGAAUCAUUUAUGAACGAAGGGCAGAUAAUUGUUCACCAGUUGCAGAAGAGGAGACUGUUGGAUCUUCAGAAAGUUUACCAAAAGGAGAAGCAUCUUCAGGAGAUGGUCCUGUGACUUACACUCAAAACUCUGGCUCAUUGGUAAUGCCUCGACCUAACUCUGUUGCAGCAACGAGUUCCACCAAGCUGGAAGACCUGAGUUAUUUGGAUGGCCAGAGAAACACCCCAUUGCGGACCUCAAUUCGUUUACCUUGGCACAAUACUGCUGGAGGGAGAGUUCAACAAGAAAUGAAAGCACGUUUUGUCCCUUAUAAGCCUCAAGACAUUUUGCUAAAGCCACUAUUGUUCGAAGUGCCAAGCAUAACAACGGACUCUGUGUUUGUCGGAAGAGACUGGCUGUUUCAAGCCAUAGAGGAAAAGUUGAAGAAUACAGAGCAGGCAGAAACCAGGGGAGCCGUUGUCGUUGGAAAUGUGGGAUUUGGGAAGACUGCAAUUAUUUCCAAGCUUGUGGCACUUAGCUGCCAUGGAAGUCGCAUGAGACAAAUUGCUUCCACCAGCUCCAACUCUCCUCCCAAAACCAAUGACCCCUGUCAAGAGAUCCCACUCAGCCAGCUGCCCACUUCUGUUGUUCCCUCAGCUGGUAUCAGUACCAUCAAAUCCUUGAACUGCCCUCCUGCUCAGGAACAUCAGAACCAAAUGGAAGAAUCAGUUAGACGUCUUGCUUCAAAGGUUGUUGCCUAUCACUACUGCCAAGCAGACAACACUUAUACAUGCCUUGUCCCAGAAUUUGUACAUAGUAUUGCCGCUCUCCUCUGCCGUUCCCAUCAGUUAGCAGCAUAUAGAGAACUUUUGAUACGGGAACCACACCUACAAAGCAUGCUUAGCCUGAGGUCCUGUGUUCAGGAUCCUGUGGCAGCAUUCAGAAGAGGAGUAUUGGAACCGUUGGCAAAUCUUAGAAAAGAACAGAAAAUUGCAGAAGAAGAAUACAUCAUUUUGAUAGAUGGCUUAAAUGAAGCUGAAUUUCACAAGCCUGAUUAUGGGGAUACUGUUUCUUCAUUCAUCACAAAUAUUAUUUCCAAAUUUCCUCCCUGGCUAAAACUGAUUGUGACUGUAAGAACAAAUUUCCAGGAAAUAACCAGCUCCCACCCUUUCUUUACCAUCUCCCUUGAUGAGUUCCAUGACAACAAAGACAUACAAGCUGACUUAAAUGCAUACAUUCAGUACAGGAUCAAUGCCAGCCAGGAUAUUAUAAACAACAUCUCCCUCAAUGGGAAAGCAGAUGCAGCCAUUAUUGGGAAAGUCAGCAAUCACUUGAUCAUGAGGAGCAUGGGAUCGUAUCUCUACUUAAAGCUGACCUUAGACCUCUUUGAGAAGGGCCACCUGGUCAUCAAAAGCGCAAGCUACAAAGUGGUUCCGGUCUCCCUCUCUGAGCUUUAUUUGCUUCAGUGCAACAUGAAAUUCAUGACAAACUCAUCAUUUGAAAGAUCCUUGCCGGUGCUGAAUGUGGCUCUGGCAUCACUUCACCCAAUGACAGAUGACCAGAUUUUCCAAGCUAUUAAUGCAGGCCAGAUAUAUGGAGAACAGCAGUGGGAGGAAUUCCAGCAGAGGAUGGAGUGCCUUUCAGGCUUUCUGAUAAAAAGGCGAGACAAAACACGAAUGUUCUGCCAUCCUUCCUUCAGGGAAUGGCUUGUUUGGAGAGCAGAAGGUGAAAACACUGACUUUUUAUGUGAGCCAAGGAAUGGCCAUGCUCUUUUGGCAUUCAUGUUCUCCAGGCAGGAAGGGAAGCUUAACCGUCAGCAGACAAUGGAACUUGGGCAUCAUAUUCUCAAAGCACACAUUUUCAAGGGACUCAGUAAAAAGACUGGAAUUUCUUCCAGCCAUCUUCAAGCCCUGUGGAUUGGAUAUAGUACAGAUAGUUUGUCAGCAGCUCUUGCAUCUUUAAGAAAUCUCUAUACUCCAAAUGUAAAGGUAAGUCGUCUGCUGAUCUUAGGUGGUGCCAAUGUAAACUACAGGACAGAAGUUCUCAACAAUGCUCCAAUAUUAUGCGUUCAAUCUCAUCUUGGCCAUGAAGAAGUGGUCCUUCUCUUGCUGGAAUUUGGUGCCUCCAUGGAUGGUGCAUCUGAGAAUGGGAUGACCCCACUUUGCUGUGCAGCAGCUGCAGGCCACAUGCAAAUAGUCUCACACCUGUGCAAAAAAGGAGCAAAGAUUGACCACCUGGAUAAAAAAGGACAGUGUGCUUUGGUUCACAGUGCUCUUAGAGGCCAUGCUGAUAUUCUUGAAUACCUGUUCAAUAUGGAUUGGAUAUCUUUUCCCCAUCAGCAGAGUUCACUGAGCAAGCGGCAUGCGCUGCAGCAGGCCCUCACAGCGUCUUCAAGCAUGGGACACUGCCAGGUUGUUCAUUUUCUGAUAAGGCUUGAAAAGGAGCCUAAAAUUGACAUCAAUGAAACAGAUACACUGUGGGGAGAAACAGCAUUGACUGCUGCUGCUGGGAGAGGAAAACUGGAAGUAUGUGAAUUAUUACUCGAACACGGGGCUCAAGUAACAAGAACUAACAGAAGAGGGAUACUUCCACUUUUCUGUGCUGUUCGUCAGGGACAUUGGCAGAUUGCAAAACUUCUGUUGGAACAUGGGGCUGAUAUAAAUUUAAGUGACAAACAAGGGAGGACGCCUCUCAUGGUGGCUUCUUGUGAAGGACAUCUGGGCACGGUUGAAUUUCUCAUCUCCAAAGGUGCAGACAUUUCAUUGCUGGACAAGGAAGGCCUGACAGCUCUGAGCUGGGCUUGCCUCAAAGGCCACAAGAGCGUGGUCCAGUAUUUGGUUGAAAAAGACGCAACAAUAGACCAGACAGACAAGAAUGGAAGGACACCCUUGGACUUAGCCGCUUUCUAUGGAGACUCAGAUAUUGUGCAGUAUUUAGUGGAGAAGGGGGCAGUGAUUGAACAUGUUGACAAUAGUGGGAUGCGCCCACUGGACAGAGCCAUUGGAUGUCGAAAUACAUCAGUUGUUGUCACACUUCUUCGGAAAGGAGCCAAAUUAGGAAACGCAGCAUGGGCCAUGGCAACAUCUAAACCUGAUAUUCUGAUUAUCCUCCUGCAGAAGCUAAUUGAAGAAGGAAAUAUAAUGUACAAAAAAGGGAAGAUGAAGGAAGCAGCCCAGCGGUAUCAGUAUGCUUUACGGAAGUUUCCUCGAGAGAGUUUCGGGGAAGAAAUGAAGGCUUUUAAUGAGCUCAGAGUUUCCUUAUAUCUAAGCCUGUCAAGAUGCCGCAGAAAAACAAAUGACUUUGGCAUGGCAGAGGAGUUUGCUACGAAAGCCCUGGAUCUCAAACCCACAUCCUAUGAAGCAUAUUAUGCUCGAGCAAGAGCCAAGAGGAACAGCAGGCAAUUUCAUGCAGCCCUCAGUGAUCUUAGAGAAGCCAUAAAGCUGAGCCCUGGCAACCAAGAAAUAAAGAGACUGCUAAGUCGAGUGGAAGAAGAGUGCAAACAGCUCCAGAGAACACAGCAACAGAAGCAGCCCUGUGCUCAGCUGAGCCAGCAGAGCAAUGACUCCGACAACGAAGGGGAAGCUCUCGUGCAGGAUCACUUCAGCCUGGAAGAGAUAGAAGAGGAGGAGUUUUUGCAUGAAGAGGAAGCUGGUCCAUCCACACAGAGGCUGCCACUCUCCCAAGCUGCUUUAACCUGUGGCAGAAACCCUCAAGAAGGCAGCCAGCAGAAAUUUAGGCCAAUUUCCCCGCCAAGCAGAGCAGAGACGAAAUUCCUGAGAGAGCCUGGCUUGACCAUGCAGCCCACAAAACAAGCCCAGAUAGUAAAAACCAACCAGCAUAUGAAUUCUAUCCAGAGUGGGGCAAGGUCUGGAUCCAGCCAGACUGGGAAAAAGACUCAACCUCUUCAGUAUCUUCCUCCAAGCCCAGUGGCCUCCCGACACAUCUCAAACCCAAACAAUAAAAACCAGCAUUUUGAAGGACCGAACACUCUGUCAGUGGGCAGUAACACUGCACUGUUUAGUGAAAGACUCUCAGCCGUUCAGGUUCCUUAUGUGCAGCGUAGUGACACAGGAUCUUCCUACUCUUUCAUGACUAAGUCCAAAACACACGAGAGGUUGGCUGUCCAUGCUUCUCCAAAUCUGGAAAAAGGAGGUCCAGGAACUGCUGAAUUAAGACAGCAAAACUCUCUCUGCCCUGGUCCGCUUUCGGUCAGCAUGGUACCUUCCAGCUCAACAAGCAGCUUGUCUUCGAGCAGCAGUUUCUCUGAGAACCUGAAAGGACAAGGUCCAGACAUGUGGCUCAAGGAGAGCAAAGCUGGCCAAGGCCCGAGUGGGUCGACAGAACAUAGGCCUCGCAAUACGCCCUUCAUGGGGGUCAUGGAUAAAACUGUACGGUUCCAACAACAACAACAGCAGCAGCAGAUGUUGAUGAUGAAUCCCUCCAAUCGAAGUUGGCAUGGACAACCUGCUGAAGUGUUCCUGAAAAGUGCUGGGGCAAUUCUGUCUUCAAGCUGUGAGCAGUUCUCUGCCAAACAGCCAGGCAGCUCUAGCCAUCAGACUGUCCAUUUCUCCUCUUCUUCCAUUGUAAUGCCAGGAGAGAGUAUCCAGAAUGGGACUCAGUGUAAAGAACUUGAGAAACUGGAAUGCCAAGGGUCUGCCAGUUCCCAAGAUAGUAGAAUAGCCAAGCCAGUGGCUCACUUGUACCAGGAAGUUCUCUCUAAACAGCAUUCUCAACUUAACACUUCAAGUCACAUCACUUCUACAAAGCCAAAGCGAUCAUUUGUAGAGUCUAAUGUGUGAAUAAUGGUAGCUGUUUUAUCGCAGACUAAUAAUAGGGAUCAACCAUGCCAUUUUGGUUGUAAAACUUAGUGCAUAGUAGCAGAUACGUUACUGAUAUUAAUCACUAAUAUUUUACAGAGUGUAUUAUAUUAAAAUGUUCAUUCAGCCACUUCUUGAACCUUGAUCAGGCAGACUAGGAUGACUGGAAGUAUUAGCCAGGUAGUGGCCACCCAUUACAUUAUUACACUCUUUUUUAUACAGCAGAAGAACAACUCAAUCAUUCAUUUCAAUGCUUUGUAAGAGAAGUUUUAGGACGGCUUAACUAGAUUCCAAGUUGUCUUUUUUAAAAAAGGUGACUGGUGAAAGUGGUUGCAACCCUUUAUACGUUUCCUUUGGACUAAGUUCCACUGAACUCAGUAGGACAUUAUGUCUGAGCAAACACGUAUUGGAUUGUGCUUUUUGUACAGUCAGUAUAUUAUGUGAUUGUUUAAAAUUAAUUCAUACUCAGUGGUGGGAUGCAGAUCUGUCCAUUACUUUUCCUUUUCUCUUCAGGAAAUAUUUAUUCUUUCUGCUUUAUAAGGAUGCAGGUGUAACUUCAGGAAACCUAUCACAUCUGUGCAAAGUAUUCAGCAGCCCUGUUUGAGUCUGUCAUGUGGCUGAGAUAGAUUUUAGCUAUUACUAGGCAGGAAGUAAUUUACAUGGGGUUUUGCAUGCAUUUUGUUCAACAUCCUGGUUAUUGCACUGAGUAAUAUAAGAUUAUAACAUGUUAACAACGUAUAAACAGCACUUUACAUAGUUUAUCUAAAACACGUUUUGAGGUGCUAUGUCACUACAAGAUGGAGAGUAAGGAAGAGGAAUGCAAGUGUUGCUAGAGUUUUUAUAGCCAAUGAAGGUCUGAGAGAGAGGUAUAGUGUGUGCAUUUUUUAUAGGAAGGACAUCUGAUACUUUCCCUCGGUGAAAAAUGCUCUUUUUAAAAAUUACAAGGAUGUUUUUGAGAUGACUAGUUUGUGAGAACAUUCCUGUAAGUAACAAAGGUUGGAUUUAUAUAAGCUGGAGUAGUCUGUUGCCCUUUAACAAUUAUUCCUCUGUGUACAAUAUGUAUGUACAUUAUUACAGCAUUCUCGCACGAUUUUUUAAAAAAAGAAAAUUCCAGAAUUGAAUUUGCAAUUUUGAAAUGACCAGUUAUUCUCUAGCUUAUUUAUUGUUUAUCUUGGUAUUUGUAAAAUCUUAUUUUAUUCUCUUGUUCUGUAGAUCUAUUUUUUUGCACAGCUACUGUAUUUUUCCCAUAUGAAAUAAAAAAAACUUAUUAAUAUA